CCAAACCCUAAACCCUAAACCCUACGGUCCUUUAUUUCCGCCUCCAAAUUCCGGCGAAAGGGACGAUUAUAUAGCGGCCGCCGAAUCAGCUGCAGGCCUGAAACAUCAGUAUUGAAUGUAAAAACAGUAAAUUUCUAACUUAGCUAAUCGGACUUGAGAGCGAUGUACGGAAGACCAUCCCGUUUCGCUCCUUCCGGCGCCGGUCGACGGCAGUCCCAGCCGCAGCAGCAACAACCGUGGCCACAGCCACAGCCACAAGCGCAGUUUCCUGCAGCGCCUUUUUUUAAUCCCAAUGUCCAGCUUGAAGCCCUUAAUCAUAUUCUCCAAUCUUCCGGCGGGUUUAUUCCUGGUCAUCAGAACGUCAACUUCCCUAUGCAGAACUCGAACUUGCCGACACAAAAUCACGGUUUUCAGUUUUCACAAGCCUCCAAUCCAGGUUUCCACUUUCCACAGUCUGCUCAUGCAGGUUUCCAUUCUCCACAACCUCCCAAUACGGGUUCCCAGGCGCAUGGUAAGACUACUAUGCCAGCAGAAGGCGUCACGAGGAUCAACAACGCUGUGGCCAAAGCACACAGCGAUCUUCUUGUGGCUAAGGAAAGCAUCUCAGCGUGGAAGGUCUCGCAAUCAGCGCUUUCAAUUCUCCAGGUUGAUUCAUGGGAUUCUUUAGGGGUUCGUAUGCAGGAAAUCGAUGCUCUUCACCGCCUCAUUGCGAUGGAAGGAAAGAUCAAUUCGUUUAUUCACUGCUUUGUGGGGGUGAGAAGAAUUACUACGUUGUAUGAAUUGGAGAAGGCUAUAUGCAAGAAUGAGGGAGUUAACCAAUUUGAAGAGUUGAGGCUGGGCCCUUUUCUGCGUCACCCUCUUGUUUUGCAUUAUUUCUCAGUGAAUUCUGAGGUAACUGAAGUAUUUAAUAUAAAGAGCGAGGAGAUUGUUACUCUUCUUUCCAAGUUUAUGGAUGUGGAUGCUUGUAGAAAUAAAGAUAUUACGGUCGAAGACUUUUUGGACUUCAUUUCCAGGAAGCGAUCAAUAAAAAAGAGAGAAAUGCUGGGUAUACGUGUUCAAAACUUGGGGAUGCAUAUUUCUGUUAUUCGAAAAGCUAGGAGAUCAGAAGAUGAUAUUCUCAGCAAGUAUCUAACAAAGUCAGAUGAGAAAUGCCGUAAGCGUCCUCUUUUUAAAAUGCAGAAGCAACAGCUAGAUGAGCGUUUUAGUGCCAUAGCUCAGCGAGUUGAAUCAUUCUCCUCUGUUCAGAAGGACUUUUGUGGCAAGCAUGUUAGAUUUGCUUCUUCAAGCUCAGAAGAUGAAGACAGUGAUGUUAACACAUGCGAAAAUAAAAAGAAUGGCCAUGAUUCAAGCUCUGAUCUAAAACCUUCACAGCAAAACAGUAGAAGUUCAGAUCGUGCCAGUAGCUGCCCUUACCCAUCUGCAACUGAAGAGAUGACACGGCUUGGGUUGAAAGGCGAAGUAAUUGGCCAUGCCACUCCUAUUGGUGGCCAAAAGCACAUUAUGAAUAGUGGUACAUCCAAAAGGAAAAGAAAAUCCAGAGAUCAAAGCCACACUAUUUUUGGAUCCUCAACAUCAAGUAAAAAAGUUAAGGGAGAAGCCAGCAUCCUUGACAAAGAUAGUUUAUAUAAUUCCGAUGAAGGUAGUGGUGAUGAAGCUGAAUAUAAAAUUACAUAUAAUUCUAUGAGGAUGUUCAUCACAACGUGGAAGGAUGGAUGUAGGGAUAUGACUGUGGAUGAGGUACUCAAACGAAUGCUUCACCAUUAUGGCAUAAAAUUUCGAUCAAGAAUAAGAGUGAGAUCGAUGUUAUCAUCUUACCCAUUCAUUGGAUUACUGAAUGUUGCAGUUUCAUCUAUUAAGAAUGGGAUGUGGGAUAGCAUUUAUGAUUCUCUACAAACAAUCAAUCUACAUGAAUUAUCUAAUACACAUGUUGAGAAACAACCCGUACAUGAGAGCAUAGAUGUAGGUCCAAGUGCAGAGGGUUCUCUUAUUAAGCAUGUUCCAAAGUCUAUUCAUGGCAUCAGUGUAGAAGAUAUCCUCAACAAAGUUGGUCAGCAUAUCAAGUUUGAGCAGGAGAUCCACACUAAUGGUCGGUUUCUCCUGGAAAAUAGAAUUCACAUGUUGAAACAGCUCUGCAGCUGUGAGUUCUGGCUUGUGGAGCAAUUUUCUGCCAAGGAUUUUAAGUCUCUUGGUCAUGGGGACUUUUUCACUUUCUUACAGGAGCACGUCUCUAUGCUUCCUGAGCUACGCAAGUUUCUUAUGCCUGAGAUUUCUGAAAGAUCCCCUUUAGAGGCUUGCAUGUUGCAACGUCAGUUAGUGAAUUUAGUAUCACAAGCUUGUAACAGCUUAUCCGAGAAUGAACUAUUAAGUAAGCAGAUGAUUUGUACCCUUCUUACGCAGCAGUUUCCCUCGAUCAGUUUCAAACUGACUGAAAAUGGGUCUUUGGAAGAUUUUAUGGAGCUUGUAGCGGAGCAAAAGAACAGUGUUGUUUCAAAGUGUGUUACAUUUUCUGUUACAUUAUUAGGAAGAUGUCGUUCAAGAGAUUCUUCGGCAACACUGGAGAAUGAUUUAUUGGGUGCCACUUCAGUUAUUGCUGAAUUUGGACAGGGACUGAGGACCGUAGAAUCUGUGACAUCAGAGGAUGCUAUCAAAGUCUUGGUCAGAGCACCAAUGUUAUUGGAUUUGAACUUAUGGUCCCAUUGGGAUAUCAUAUUUGCUCCAGCUCUUGGUCCUCUUGUACCCUGGUUGCAGAAUGAAGUUAAUACAGAAAACUUUUUGUGUUUGGUUACCAAAGAAGGGAAAGUUGUACGGAUAGACCAUACAGCUACUGCCGAUUCAUUCUUGGAAGCUGCACUGCAAGGAUCGCCAUUUCAUACUGCGGUGAAGCUUUUAUCUAUUUUUGUUCUACUUGGGGGAGAAAAACAUGUCCCUUUAUCCCUUCUUAAACACCAUGCCACCCGUGCUUUUGAAGUUAUUAUCAAGAACUCUGUUGAAAACAUAGAAAUGUUUGACAAUUGGGCUCGGGGACAUGAAAAGGUGUUCUGUCAACAGAACAUUGAGCCAGUAGCUUCUGGUAAUUUGAGUUUUGAAUUGAAGAAGAAGAUUUCUAUGAGGAACAAAGCAAUUCCCUCGUUGUCUAGGUUUUUUGUUGCUUGUCUUGGUUAUCUACCGGCAGAGUUUCGUUACUUGGCUGCCGAUAUAAUGCUUUCUGGCAUGAGUUUUGUCAUUAAAGAUGCUGCAUCAUCUAUUUUACACGAGUGUCAUAAACCAGAGCAGCGUCUUAUGCUUCAUGAGAUAGGCCUUUCUCUUGGUGUCCUGGAGUGGAUUCAGGACUAUCACACAAUUUCCUCUAGUGCUUCUUCAGAUCUGUUCGCUGAUGAAUCUGCAUUCUUGCAUGAUAGGUCUGAGAUAAACAAAAAUUUACACAUAGGCGGUGUUUUAACCAAGCCUUCUGCUUCAGAACAACACGUCUCUCUCUCUAUUGAAGAGAAUAUGUGUAAUGAAAAGAUGAACGUUCCUAGCCCGAACUGUACUUCAAAAACUUUUGAUGAUGCAAAUGGCAUCAGUUGUAUGUCACCUGCUUCUGAACCUGAUGGAGAUAAGGAUGCAGCUCAGAUCAUCCUAUCCAUCAGGCGUGAUGAAUUUGGUCUUGAUCUUGAUCUUCCCAAUUCUGAGACUGGUAUGUUGAGGAAGCAGCAUGCUCGCUUAGGAAGAGCUCUUCAUUGUCUUUCGCAGGAGCUGUAUUCUCAGGAUUCACAUUUUCUGCUCGAGCUGGUUCAAAAUGCUGACGAUAAUAUCUAUCCACAAAGUGUGGAACCCACUCUAGCAUUCAUUUUCGAGGAGUCAGGUAUUGUUGUUUUGAACAACGAGGAGGGCUUUUCUGCUAAGAAUAUCAGAGCCCUCUGUGAUGUUGGGAAUUCCACAAAGAAAGGAUCUAAUGCUGGAUAUAUAGGAAAGAAAGGCAUUGGCUUCAAAUCAGUUUUUCGGGUCACCGAUGCUCCUGAGAUUCAUUCCAACGGGUUUCAUGUUAAGUUUGAUAUAAGUGAGGGGCAGAUUGGUUUUGUCUUGCCAACUAUCAUUUCUCCUUGCAAUGUUGGCUUGUACGGUAGGUUGGCUACCAGUGCCUCCGAUUUGCAGGAUACAAAUAUUUGGAAGACUUGUAUUGUGCUUCCUUUCAGUUCAAAAUUAUCUGGAGGAGGAACUUUGAUCAAUAAUAUAGUGAAUAUGUUUGCAGACCUCCAUCCGUCCUUGUUACUCUUUCUUCACCGUCUCCAGUGUAUUAAGAUCAGAAACAUGCUUGACAUUUCACUUAUUGUAAUGAGAAAAGAAAUUGUUGGAAAUGGCAUCAUUAGGGUUUCUCACGGGGAAGAAAAAAUGACUUGGCUUGUAGUAUCACAGAAGUUGAAGGCUGAUGUUAUUCGUCAUGAUGUUCAAUCUACUGAGAUCUCAAUUGCAUUUACACUCCAGGAAGAAGAGAAUGGGACUUACAGUCCAUUUCUAGCCCAACAGCCAGUUUUUGCAUUUCUUCCUCUAAGAAUGUAUGGGUUGAAAUUUAUAAUUCAAGGUGAUUUUGUUCUACCUUCUUCCCGAGAGGAGGUGGAUGGUGAUAGUCCCUGGAAUCAAUGGCUAUUGUCGGAGUUUCCUGGUUUGUUUGUGAGUGCAGUGAAUUUUUUCUGUUCUCUUCCAUGCUUUGAGAAUUGUCCAGGGAAAGCUAUUACAGCUUAUAUGAGCUAUAUUCCCCUCAUUGGAGAAGUACAUGGUUUUUUUUCGAGUCUUCCUCGCUUAAUUAUUUCUAAAUUACGUAUGUCCAACUGCUUACUUUUGGAAGGAAAGGAUAGUGAAUGGGUUCCUCCAUUCAAGGUUUUGAGAGGUUGGAAUGAACAAUCUCUGAAUCUUCUUCCCAAUCAUUUGCUUCGUGAACAUCUUGGGCUUGGAUUCCUAGAUAAGGAUAUAAUCUUGUCAGACUCAGUAGCAAGAGCAUUGGGUAUUGAAGAGUACGGACCCAAAAUUCUUGUGCAGUUUAUGUCCUCUCUGUGUCAGAAACAUGAUAACCUCAAAUCAAUGGGACUGGUUUGGUUGGGCUCUUGCCUAAAUGUACUUCACAACAUGCUUCUACAGUCCUCUGGGCAAACAGCGUUUGAGUUGGAAAGAAAUGCCGAUCUCAUAAGGUCUCUUCAGAAAGUUCCACUAAUUCCUCUUUCGGAUGGUACCUAUAGCUCCGUAGCUGAAGGAACAAUAUGGUUACAUUCUGAUUCCUCAAUUAGCACAGUUGAUGGCAAGUAUGGACUCGAAGCUUUUCCAAGUUUGAAUUCUAAGAUUCGUGUAGUUUGUCCAGCCUUCCUUUCGCUUUUCUCUGUUGAUAACUCACACAUGGAUGCGCCCUCAGUGGGGAAUAUUAGCAGGAUGCUUCAUAGAAUUGGUGUUCAACGUUUAUCUGCCCAUGAAAUUAUUAAAGUACACGUCAUUCCAGCUAUAUCAAAUGAGUCAAACCUAAAUGGCAAUGGAAUUUUAAUGACAGAGUAUGUUUGUUUUGCAAUGACUCACCUACUAUCCAGUUGUCCUGAAUGUAACACCGAAAAGGGGUUUAUAGUUUCAGAGUUACGUAACAAGGCUUUCAUUUUAACAAAUCAUGGCUACAGAAGGCCUAUUGAGGUACCAGUUCAUUUCAGUAAAGAAUAUGGAAAUCCCAUUGAUAUAGAUAAGAUCAUUAAUGUGGAAAUGAACUGGCAUGAGGUUGAUAACACCUAUUUGAAGCACCCAGUCACCCAUUCACUCACUUCUGGACUCGCAAAAUGGAGGAAUUUUUUCCAAGAACUAGGAAUCACUGAUUUUGUCCAUGUAGUUGAAGUUAACAGUAGCAUUGCCAACAUGCCGCAUACUAUUAUGAUGAAUAGAACGUUGGACCCAGAACUAAUAUCUUCUGAUUCAGUGGUUAAAGAUUGGGAAUCGUCAGAGUUGAUUGAUUUGUUAACCCUGUUAUCUGUUCAUGGAAACCGACAGAGCUGUAAAUAUCUUUUAGAGGUUCUUGAUACUUUAUGGGAUGAUCGUUUGAGUGAUAAAGUUAUGGGUUGCUGUAUUUCUAAAUCUAGUGGUUCGAGCAAGCAGUUUCAGUCUGCUUUUAUGAAUAGCAUCUGUGAUACCCAAUGGGUAGUAUCAAGUAUGGACAACAAGCUUCACUAUCCUAAAGAUUUGUACUAUGACUGUGAUGCAGUGCGCUCAAUCCUGGGAACCUCUGCUCCUUAUGCUGUUCCAAAGGUUAAAAGUACAAAGUUGGUGCAUGAUAUUGGGUUUAAAACUAGAGUUACCCUUGAUGACGCUCUAGAUAUUCUGAAAGUGUGGAGAACUGAGAAACUUUUCAAGACAAGCAUAUCACAAAUGUGCACGUUCUAUACAUUCUUGUGGAAUGAGAUGGCUGCAUCAAAACAGAAAAUUCUGGAGGAAUUCCAUUCAUGGCCUUUUAUCUUUGUCCCUGUUGUGGCUGACUCUGGGCAUGAGGAUGUGGUGUCUGGUGUAUUUUUGUCUCCUAAGGAAGUAUAUUGGUGCGAUCCAAUUGGCUCUAUUGACAAGAUUAAGGAUGUAUAUCUUCAAUUCAGCUCGAAAAAUAUGGUUGAUUGUCCCAUAAUCAAGACUUUGUGCAAUAUUUAUCCAGGGCUUAAGAGAUUUUUUAUUGACGAAUGUGGAAUAUUUGAAUACCCUCCUCUAUGCAGUUAUCUUCAGAUUUUGAAACAGUUAUCAGCUGUUGCUUUGCCUUCUCAAGCUAGUGAUUUUGUAUUCCAAGUUUUUCUAAAAUGGGCCGAUGGACUAAAAUCCGGACUACUAAGUUCUGAAGAUAUGGCAUACCUGAAGGAAUGUAUUGGAAGCUCGGAGUUCACGGUCCUUCCAACUGAACAAGAUAAAUGGGUUUCGCUUCAUCCUUCCACCAGCAUUGUAUGCUGUUGUGAUGACAAGAGAUUAAGACAGCAAUGUAAGAAUAUGGGCAAAAUAGAUUUUGUAUACUUCGGUGAGAUCGACAAUGUUAGAACCGAGGCUUUCUCUCAGCUCUUGAAAGCUCUAGGGGUUCCUCUUCUUUCUGAGAUUGUAACCCGUGAAGCAAAAUAUUACGGUUUGAGGGACUCGAGCUUCAAAACUUCAUUAAUGAACUGGGCUCUUCCUUUUGCUCAGCGCUACAUGUACAGUGUGCACCCUGAGAGAUACGCGACGCUCAAGCAAUCUGGAUUUUGUCUGCAAGUAAUUGUUGUUGAAAAGCUGUUUUUCAGGAAUGUUAUAAAGAAUUCUGGACGUGCUUCUGAUGAACAGGUUCCAUGUAGUUGUCUUCUACAGGAUAAUAUUUUAUACACGACCCAUGACUCGGAUUCUCAUUCGUUGUUUAUGGAGUUUUCUCGUUUGCUAUUCGGUGGAACUCCUGAGCUUCAUUUGGCCAACUUCCUUCACAUGAUUACGACCAUGGCCGAAUCGGGUUCUACCAAAGAGCAAACUGAGUUUUUCAUCUUGAAUAGUCAGAAGGUGACGAAACUUCCUGAGGAGGAACCUAUUUGGUCUCUUUCAUCUGUCACUUCAUUGGUCGAGACUCACAACUUACCUCAAACAUGUCUUAACCCUACCUUACUGAACGACCAUGGAUCGUCUUCGAAGUCUAAAAAGAAUGCAGGAAAUUGGCCGCCUGUUGAUUGGAAAACGGCUCCGGGUUUUAGUUACGCUCGUGAAAAUGGUUUCAAGACACAACCAGCAAGCUCACUGCCCAACUGCAACCUAUAUAUAGAAAACAUGUAUGAAGGUAUCGAGAAGCAAACAGAGAACUUGGCUCCGAUUUCAACAGACACAGACUGGACCUAUGAUGGCGAUUCAUCUGCUGUGUCGGUAGCAUCGAUUGUUUAUGGCAGUAGUGAUAACGUCGGAGAACUUGUCAACCAUGGUGAUGUGAAUCCUGAGGCUAUUGGUUCUCAAUCCGAUUCGAGUGGCUUUUCCUGGAAAAAUCAGCUUAGAACUGGCACCCCCAAUCCAGUUCAGGCAAUGGCAACUGGGAGACUCGGCGAGCAAGUCGCCUUCAAAUACUUAACCGAAAAGUUCAGCAACACAGUAGUUGAGUGGGUCAAUGAGGACUUGGAAACUGGAUUCCCUUUCGAUAUAAUCAUAGGAGAUGACGACGACGACGACGACGACAAUAGACAGUACAUUGAAGUGAAAUCAACCAGAUCCGCAAAGAAAGAUUGGUUCGACAUAUCAGUAAGAGAAUGGCAAUUUGCAGUCGAAAAGGGCGAAUCGUUCAGCAUUGCACACGUUUUGUUAUUAGCUAAUAACGUCGCCCGGGUUUUGAUUUUUAAGAACCCAGUUAAAUUAUGCCAGUCAAGCAAGCUCCAACUGGCUCUUUUAAUGCCCAAACAGCAAAAGGAAUUCUCCAUUGUCUCCUCCUGAAAUGACAUUCUUCCUCGUUCAAUUCUUCCUGGGGAGCUGGUUUUGCUGCAGCAAACAAGCAACGACAGCUCUCUGGUUCGAUUUUUCAAGCUCGUCGAGGAGAAUAUCUCGACGUCGCUCGGAGGCUGGUUUUGUAUGUAUGAUUUUCAAUGGAGGCUUCAAUUCUAUUUAUUACACUAUUUUCUGAGUCUCAUCUGUGAGAACUCACAGUGGGCUGUUUUUUAAUUUUUGCCCACCUUGCAGUUGUUUACAUGUAAAUAAAUUUUGAGGGUAGUAAAGUUAAUCUUUUUAUAAUAUUUUUAUUUGAUUUUCA
Molecule: messenger RNA, 8722 nt
Organism: Cucurbita pepo subsp. pepo (vegetable marrow)
Lineage: Eukaryota; Viridiplantae; Streptophyta; Magnoliopsida; Cucurbitales; Cucurbitaceae
Product: protein NO VEIN
Biological process (GO): root development; leaf vascular tissue pattern formation; embryo development ending in seed dormancy
Cellular component (GO): nucleus
Source: RefSeq, a predicted model, not a curated record